AUGUCACGCACUAGACGAAACUGGACAGCUCAAGAGGAUGAACUCCUGCGCGCCGCUGUCCAUAGAGCCGAAGACCAACAUAGACCUCUACUUUGGCGUGAACUAGCAAAGUCUGUCCCAAACCGGUCGAAUAAGGACUGUCGUCGGAGAUGGUGGAAUUGUCUUGCGAACAGUUACAUUAGAGGACCCUGGUCAGAGGAAGAGGACGAACGAUUGAUUGCCGCAGUCCAUAAGUAUGGGACAAACUGGAGUAAGAUCGCCAAGGACGUGGGGUUCAGAAGCUCAGACCAGUGUUCGAGUCAUUGGAGCCAAGUUUUGAAUCCUAAUAUCAACUACUGUGAUUGGUCCGAAGAAGAGGAUGCGAAUCUUUUACACGAAGUACUUACUCACGGCACCAACUGGGCAACUAUUGUCAAGUUCCACACUCCUAACCGAACGACAUUAGCUCUAAAAAAUCGUUAUUCAACCUUGCGA
Messenger RNA from Exserohilum turcica Et28A, 474 nucleotides. RefSeq lists its product as uncharacterized. The record is from RefSeq and is a predicted model, not a curated record. The transcript is spliced from 3 exons. Lineage: Eukaryota; Fungi; Ascomycota; Dothideomycetes; Pleosporales; Pleosporaceae. Gene Ontology annotation, cellular component: nucleus. Gene Ontology annotation, biological process: mitotic cell cycle; positive regulation of transcription by RNA polymerase II. The annotation marks the transcript as partial. Gene Ontology annotation, molecular function: DNA-binding transcription factor activity, RNA polymerase II-specific; RNA polymerase II cis-regulatory region sequence-specific DNA binding.